AUGUCAGAUUCAUUAGCAUAUUUCUGACUAUAUCUAAUGCUUGCGCAAAGACGCACCACUACUGCUGCAACGCACUGACCAGAGACCUUCUACUCAUCAGACCACACCUCGACCAACUGCAAUAAUGAGUGACAAGCCCGAUAUCUCAGAAGUGACCAGCUUCGACAAGACCAAGCUGAAGAAGACAGAGACGCAGGAGAAGAAUCCCCUGCCUUCAAAAGAAACCAUUGAACAGGAGAAGGCUGCAACGUCGUGAAGCCCCUCCCUCCCGUCAUGCACUGUACACCCCCCCACCCCCCCACCCGCCCCUGCAUUGCCUUGUUUUCAGUCACUUCUUUUAGCUGUAUAAUUUUGUAACCGAAAUUAUGAAACGACAACAAUAACCAAGCUGCACAGUCCGCGGGACGACAGAUGAUGCCUUCGCCCGGGCAGUCGGCCCCCGUCCCCUCAGCAAAUGCCACCUUGAACCACCUUCAUGUGAUGCGCUCGUCUUUUUGGGGAGAUGAGGGAAGAUUCGUCUGAGGCGGAGGGAGGACGGACUGACAAGAUGGUCCCAGAGGCGUACAUCUCCUCUCCAGCACCACCUUAACGACCAACAUCAGAGUGAAGUGCAGCAGAGAGGCGUGAGGGACGAGGUUUGCAUCCCAGGAAGCUCAUCAUCGUCUCACCACCACCGCCACCACCAACACCCAACUUCCUGUGUGGCCGCUUUUGCGCCAAAGCUGGGGCGUCAAGCUUUUUUCUUUUUUUUAUUGGUUUUUUCGUCUUCUAAUUUUCGGAAAUGCACAACUUUGUUUGUACGCUGGCCAAAAUGUAAAUGCCCCCAAAAUUGAUACUGUUGACUGUCACAAUGUUUUUUCUUUUGUAUGUACACAUGGAUUUAAAAAAAAAUAAAAAUGUAACGGAUUCCAUCUAGAUCUGGGAGAUACUCAAGUGGACCUUAUUUAUAAGGUUUAAAUUGUAACGUACUUUGGCCAUUUUUGUCAGAGUGAUUCGGGAUAGCUUUUGUGUUGCAAUCUCUGUCUCUGAAUUAUAACAAAUGUGGGAAAAAAAGUUUUAAAGAACAACAAAACACCGGCAAUUGAUUCCAUGUGUUUGCUUUCAACCGUAGAUCAAAUUCUUUGCAGUUUUGUAAAGUCCCAGCAGUCAUGUUAAUCUGCCACAAACCAUUACCCGAAAUGGAAAACCGUGAAAUGUUGUAAUAAAAAAGAAUUUGUUACUAAGAA
Messenger RNA from Scomber scombrus (Atlantic mackerel), 1226 nucleotides. RefSeq names its product thymosin beta-12. Lineage: Eukaryota; Metazoa; Chordata; Actinopteri; Scombriformes; Scombridae. The transcript is spliced from 3 exons. Bases 125 to 256 code for a protein of 43 amino acids. Gene Ontology annotation, biological process: actin filament organization; regulation of cell migration. The record is from RefSeq and is a predicted model, not a curated record. Gene Ontology annotation, molecular function: actin monomer binding. Gene Ontology annotation, cellular component: cytoplasm.